This is a messenger RNA of Meleagris gallopavo (turkey), 1294 nucleotides long. The record is from RefSeq and is a predicted model, not a curated record. NCBI's taxonomy places the organism in Eukaryota, Metazoa, Chordata, Aves, Galliformes, Phasianidae.
AUGUGCCUUUCAGUGCUGGGUUCAGAUCGCAGUCCAAGUGCCGACUUUGAACCAGUGUACAAACCUGAUCCGAGCUCCCAGGUGCUGAGUGUUUCUAAGCGUGCUGGGAGCUGCAAAUACAUUUCCUUCUGUUCCAGGCCUGAUGGACACCAGAAUAACUUGAGGAGCUCUGCAUAUGAAGCUCUGAUGGAAAUAGUGAAGAACAGUGCCAAGGACUGUUACCCUGCUGUCCAGAAGACAACGUUGGUCAUCAUGGAGCGGCUUCAGCAAGUGCUGCAGAUGGAGUCUCAUAUCCAGAGCACUUCAGACAGAAUCCAGUUCAAUGAUCUUCAGUCUCUUCUCUGCGCUACUCUCCAGAACGUCCUGCGGAAGGUGCAGCACCAGGAUGCCCUGCAGAUCUCAGACGUAGUGAUGGCAUCUCUGCUGAGGAUGUUCCAGAGCACAGCAGGCUCAGGGGGUGUGCAGGAGGAUGCCCUGAUGGCAGUCAGCACCCUGGUGGAAGUCUUAGGUGGAGAGUUCCUGAAGUACAUGGAUGCCUUCAAACCGUUCCUUGGCAUUGGACUGAAGAACUAUGCUGAAUACCAGGUCUGUCUGGCUGCAGUGGGCCUGGUUGGCGACCUAUGCAGAGCCCUGCAAUCCAACAUCUUGCCUUUCUGUGAUGAGGUUAUGCAGCUGCUCUUGGAGAACUUGGGGAAUGAAAACGUUCAUAGGUCUGUGAAGCCACAGAUUCUCUCUGUGUUUGGAGAUAUCGCCCUUGCUAUUGGAGGAGAAUUCAAGAAGUACCUGGAUGUUGUACUGAACACCCUCCAGCAGGCUUCCCAGGCACAGGUUGAUAAGUCGGACUAUGAUAUGGUGGAUUACCUGAAUGAGCUGAGGGAGGGCUGCCUGGAAGCUUACACGGGCAUCAUUCAGGGAUUGAAGGGAGACCAAGAAAAUGUGCACCCGGAUGUGAUGCUGGUGCAGCCCAGAGUAGAAUUUAUUCUGUCUUACAUUGACCACAUUGCUGGAGAUGAGGAUCAUACAGACGUAGUAGUGGCAUGUUCUGCUGGACUGAUAGGGGAUUUGUGUACAGCAUUUGGAAAAGAUGUACUGAAAUUAGUAGAAGCUAGACCCAUGAUACAUGAACUGCUAACUGAAGGAAGAAGAUCCAAGACGAACAAAACGAAAACCCUCGCUACCUGGGCGACUAAAGAACUGAGAAAACUGAAGAAUCAAGCUUGAUCUGCUACCAUUGGGAUGACACCUGAGACCCCCACUGGAAAUCUCCAAUCUUUUGAAAAAAAAGAAAAAAAAA